Messenger RNA from Pygocentrus nattereri (red-bellied piranha), 3270 nucleotides. RefSeq names its product Wolfram syndrome 1a (wolframin) (gene wfs1a). Gene Ontology annotation, cellular component: endoplasmic reticulum; endoplasmic reticulum membrane. Gene Ontology annotation, biological process: endoplasmic reticulum unfolded protein response; calcium ion homeostasis. Gene Ontology annotation, molecular function: protein binding. NCBI's taxonomy places the organism in Eukaryota, Metazoa, Chordata, Actinopteri, Characiformes, Serrasalmidae. The transcript is spliced from 11 exons. The record is from RefSeq and is a predicted model, not a curated record. The coding region runs from base 70 to 3096 and encodes 1008 amino acids.
CAUUAAUAAAUGCAUGUUUCUUAAUUUGCAGUGGAGCUUAAACUUGGCAUCAAGCCAAAAUCCUCCUAAAUGAGUCAGGAAAUUAAUGAAGUUGAGAUGGACGUUAAGGCCCCUCCUCCAUCACCCCCGGCGGCCCCGUUAGAAAAUGAGCCAAACCCCAGUGACCCCACAGUCACUCCUUUGCCAAAGCCCCGCCCAAAACCCCCUGGGCCGCACCCACCAGCUCCAUCAAUCCAGAAAACCACACCCACUUCUUCCACCUCUCCCUCCAUUCGAACAGAUCUGGCGUCCACACUAACACCCCCGACUCUGACCUCUGACCCCUCCAACCCUCCUCAUCCCCCCAGUCUGGCGCCCCCUACUGGUCAUGCGUCUCGUGGGCCGGUGCGCAGGAGUUUUGCGGCGGUGGCAAAGCAGGUGGUGCUGGAGGGCCGGUUGAGGAAAGAACAGGCCAAGGCCCAGGAGGAAGAGGAUGAACCUGAUGAAGAUCUGACAUUUGAGGAGCUGCUAGAGAAAGCUAAUGGAGGAGAUCCUAAAGCACAGAGCAAUUUGGGUAAACAUUAUCUGAAGCUGGCUCUCGAGUCAGAUGCCGAUGUUAACAACCGCCAGGCUGUGGAGUGGCUGCUGCGGGCGGCAAAACAGGGUCGCAGAGAUGCAGCUCGACUUCUCCAGCGCUGCUGGAUUCAGAAGAAAGGUAUAACUCCGGAGACUGAAGCAGAGGUGCGGAGGCUGUCAACAGAGAGCAAGUUUGAGCAGGCGGUCCGACGGGCAGCGAUGAUGAUGUACUGGAAACUGAAUCCGGACAAGAAGCAGAAAGUGACGAUGUCUGAAAUGCUGGAGAAUGUUGGUCAGGUCAACGCUGGGCCAGGUGCUGUAAGCUGCGGAAUGCCCAACGUCCAGAUACAGAAGAAGAUGCUGGAAAACAUGGUAGCCAGUGAAUCCUCUCAGUAUGUAGACGCCGAGGGGUUUGUGGAAAUGACUAAAAACUAUGCUCAGGGCAUCACCCCUUCCACCGCAGGGGCAAAAAACGGUUCAGUCCAAAACAGCCUGGAGAGCCGGCCUUCAGCUUCAGCACAACUGGACCAGGAGCAGAAGGGAGUGUCCCCCAUCUCUCACAAGCGCAUACUAAAGACCAGUUGGGGGAUGAGGGGCACUGGGAUGAUGCUGGACACCAAACGCAGCGGCGCCAUGAAGAGAGCCAUAGACAUCAAAGCCCACUUUCUGGGUCUGCAGUACCCCCUGCACCUGAUCCUGGAGAUGAAGGAGCAUUUGGUGGACUGGGCGUCUCGUGCGGGUGUUCAGUGGCUCAGCACCAUCAUCCCCACUCAGCACGUUAACGCUCUGAUCUUCUUCUUCAUCAUCUCCAACCUGAGUGUUGACCUGUUUGCCUUCAUCAUCCCGUUGCUUGUCUUCUACCUGGCCUUCAUCUCCAUGGGCAUCUGCACCCUCAGAGUGUUCCGCAGCAGUAAAGGCUGGGAGAACUUCAGUGCACUGACCGCUUUGCUGACCCGCUUCGAGCCCGGGCUGGACGUGGAGCAGGCCGAGACGCACUUCGGCUGGAAUAAUCUGGAGCAGUAUGUGUACUUCCUGGUGUCUGUGUGCUUUGUGAUCUUCAGCUUUCCCGUGGCGGAUAAGCGCUGGAUCCCCUGCUCCGAGCUGUCCACGGUGGCCAUAUUCUUCACGGCUCUGAGCUACGUGUCCCUCAGCCCAUCUGCAGCAGCAUAUGCACGCAGGGCGCUAGUCAUUGAGGUGGCUUCCUCGCUCUGUGCACUGACCACUCGCUUGCCCUCAGAAAUGGCCCUGAAGGUCUUGGGCCAAACCUUCUCUGUGGUGCCGUUGGGAGAGAGCGUGGUGCUAACGCUCAGCCUGCCGUGUCUGCUCUAUGUCUACCUGUUCUACCUGUUCUUCAGAAUGGCAUGCAUGCGCGGCUUCAAGGGUACCUACUGCUUCCUGGUGCCGUACCUGGUGUGCUUCAUGUGGUGGGAGUUCUCUGUGGUUCUGCUGCAGAAUUCCACCCCUAUCGGCCUCAUCCGCACCUGCGUCGCCUACUUUCUACUCCUGUUCGCCCUGCCUGUUUUGGCCCUGGGCCUGGCCGUCAUGCUGCUGAUCCAGAUGGCAAAGUGGUUCCUCGAGCUGGAGCUCACCAAGAUGCUGGUGACUCUGGCGGUUUGCGCUGUUCCCGUCAUGCUGAGACUCUGGACGCGAUUCAGCCUGUCCAUCCUCACAAUUCUGCACUCCAUCACCCACCGUGGCCCCGUGAAGCUCAUCCUACUGUGCCUCACCACUUUGGUGCUGCUGUGCGCCACAUACGUCUACAACACUGAGGGGAUGAAGGUGUACAACUCCACUCUCACCUGGCAGGAGUACGGGACGCUCUGUGGGCCACCGGCGUGGACCAGACAGGGUAUGGCUCAGACCCAGCUCUUCUGCAGCCACCUGGAAGGCCAUCGGGUCACCUGGACCGGAAAGUUCCGCCACGUCCGUGUGGCAGAGACAGAAAACGGAGCUCAGUCAGUCAUUAACCUGCUGCCAGUGUUUAUGGGAGACUGGCUGAGGUGUCUCUAUGGAGAGGUGUAUCCCAGCUGCGAGCCAAAGAACACUAGCACACCUGUGCAGAACACCAGCACUUAUGUGCAGGACCCCAUAGCUGUAAAUGCCUCGGUUCUCCUCCUGCAGCAGGAAGAGGAAUGGCUCUGCCACAUCAAAUCUGUAGCCAGACACCAGUGCCACGUCAAACGCUUCGAUAGUUACCGCUUUGAAGUGACCAUUGGCCGGCUGGUGAAUGGGGUCACAGAAAAGGAUGACCCCGCCGGUGACAUCAUCCUUUCUGCAAGCCAUGAGUUUAAGCAGGUCCUCCUGAACCUGGAACCUGGCAGCAUGGUGGAGUUCUGCAUAAAGCUGGAGGGGAAACUGGGGGCUAAGCUGCCCGUGUUUGAGCUGAAGGCCAUCCACUGCCUAGCCUGCAAAUCCUCACUGCUGCCGGAGGGACGGCAGGUCAAAAUUGAACGCAACUGGAGGAAGAGUGCUCAGGGAGCCAUGAAAUUCGCCUUUGACUUCUUCUUCUCCCCUUUCCUCUCAGCCAGGAUCAGUGUGUGAUGGACAGAGGGACAGCGAUGGAGGGAGAUGUAUAGAGAGGUGGAGAGAGACGAGCAGAGUUGUUUCUAAAUGUUUGAGAUCACUGAGCACUAUCGUAUUUGGAGUUCUGACUGGUGGAGAGAAAAAACAAUGGACAAAUAAACCUCCAAAGUAGGUGCUGGAGACAAAACAGUC